AUGAAGGCGCCCCGCGGAUCGUGUCUGAAUUGGCUUAGCGCGGCGGCGCUGGCGGUGACCUUCAUGCCCGUCGAUGGGACGAGAUCAGUGAGUCAUGCACAUCCCCGAUACCCUCAUGAUCUUGCGCUCUUGACUGAUGCAGCCAAGACGUGAUCCUUUCACUUCAGCACCUGGCGUCUCGAGCGGACGCGCCAGAAUUGCUUGCGGAAGUAGCUAGGCCCGCCCAAGUGACCAUCAGCAAGAACAUACUUUUCCUUCUGAACAGCAUUCCGCCACGUUAUCGAGUGCACGUCGCGAAUAUCCUUCGGGACAACGUGGAGCACAGCAUCGAAACUCGGUACCCUAAUGUAGCGAGCUUCCAUAUCAAAGGAGUGACGCCAGUGGCCUCGCAUUACAGUGCAAACAAUGAGCAUCACGUUGCUGGAGAAGCACAAACGAGCACCGGCCGCCACCUUCAUGGGGAGGACUCCGACUACAUCGUGCGCAUUAACCCAGCCGAGCUGCCGCCAGGUUGGCCCUUCAGACUGAGACGAUUGGACAGGCGUUCAGCUCCUAAUGUGAAGUUUCAGAUGCAAAGCGCUCUACUAAUUCCCCGCAACCCCGUAGGUCCGCUGGGCAUAACAGGAAGAACGCCUCGUCGUCGUCCCACCGAGGUGGAGCAGCAAGUCCUGGACGAGGCAGCCCGAGCGAAUCGCCUGCGUCCGGCUUCGAGAGCAGCGAUCGAGUACGACGACGGGAUGUCGAGCUACCUUAGGACCUUCAACGCCCAAGAGCGUGCCUCGAUACAUCAAGCGCUCGGUGAGGCUAUCGAUAUAAGACUCCAUCAUGACACGCACGUCUCUCGCUACAUAGUCUCUGCUGUCACUCCACAUCGGUCCGGAACCGGGUACUGGGUUCAGGGAAGUGGAUUCGAUCCUAGCGGUGCUGCGCUCCACGACUUGAACCUGAUUCAUGUGCGCCCUGAUCUCAGGCAUGUACCGCACUGGCCUUUCUGA
Molecule: messenger RNA, 995 nt
Organism: Ceraceosorus bombacis
Lineage: Eukaryota; Fungi; Basidiomycota; Exobasidiomycetes; Ceraceosorales; Ceraceosoraceae
Source: the annotation of a GenBank genome assembly